AUGGAACCAAACCGAAGCGAAAAUCGGUUUAACUGCCUGAAAACCUCAGCCACCGUAUCUGUCACCGGAACGGGAAGUGGUUUUGGUCGGAGAACUCGCAGGGUUUUAUACAUGUUGAAGUCAACUAUUGGGUUAGAAUGGAGAAGAAGGUCGGAAUUUCUCUAUCUUCCGAGACACAGCUUUCGCUAUCUACAGUCUGCUUCCCACUACCAUGAGCAAGUCACUGAUGAUUUCGACCCUUACUAUGAGCAAAGAAUGGACGAUGGUGAGAUUAAUCAAUGGAGAUUAAGAUUUUCCGCGUUUCUCGAGUCGAAAUAUGAGCAAGAGAUUGUGUCUCAGAAUUGGCAUGGUUUUCAGAAAAUCUCAGAAUUGGCAUCAAGAAUGGGAUUGCAUAGCCUUCAGUAUGCCAAAGCUGUUGUGUUUAGCAAAGCUCCUUUGCUAAGAUAUAGAAGUGAUCUUGAUGAAAGGCGCUUGCGAAGAGAGGUGGUUUUGCCAUUUAGCGUACAAAGCGAAGUAGAUGCUCAUCUUCAGGCUUUUCUCGAUGACAAACAAACAGGGAUUCUGGAUAUUCCUAAAUCCAAAAGAACUGGACUUUUAGCUACUGGUGAUAGACACUAUGAGAAAUCAGAGCCUCCUUUGCCGGAAAAUCUUGCCAAUCUCUUGCAAAGAAUACUCCAUACGAAGAGUUUCCAAUUGAAGAAUAUGCAACAGAACUGGCUGAAUUCUCCUCAAGGCCAGAAAAUGCUUGAGUUUCGUGAAAGCCUUCCUGCAUACAAAGAGAAAGAUGAUCUAUUUCUCUGCCGCCAUAGACUCUAUGAGGGAACAGUUCCUCUGUCUCCUCGAAACGCCUCUCUGGUAUGUAACAUUGAAGAGUGCAAUAAGCUAAGCUAUGACGAACAUCUUGUCCGCGCAAUCAUCUGUGCAGGCUUGUUCCCUGGAAUUUGCUCUGUUGUGAAUCUUGUGAAUAAAACUUCAUUCGAGACAAUGGAUGACAAGCAGGCGCGUCUGUGCUCUAACACUGUGAUUGGCUUGAUACCAUAG
Eutrema salsugineum is the source of this 1041-nucleotide messenger RNA. Its product is annotated as DExH-box ATP-dependent RNA helicase DExH3-like. Bases 1 to 1041 code for a protein of 346 amino acids. The record is from RefSeq and is a predicted model, not a curated record. The transcript has 8 exons. NCBI's taxonomy places the organism in Eukaryota, Viridiplantae, Streptophyta, Magnoliopsida, Brassicales, Brassicaceae.